Messenger RNA from Ruditapes philippinarum (Manila clam), 784 nucleotides. RefSeq names its product D-aminoacyl-tRNA deacylase 2-like. Gene Ontology annotation, biological process: tRNA metabolic process. NCBI's taxonomy places the organism in Eukaryota, Metazoa, Mollusca, Bivalvia, Venerida, Veneridae. The transcript has 4 exons. The record is from RefSeq and is a predicted model, not a curated record. The coding region runs from base 86 to 619 and encodes 177 amino acids. Gene Ontology annotation, cellular component: cytoplasm. Gene Ontology annotation, molecular function: D-tyrosyl-tRNA(Tyr) deacylase activity.
UUUUAACAAAAAGCGCCAUUUGCAGCAACGUAAACGUUUCGGUGAACGCUCAUGUUUCUGACGAGCAGACGUCACUUUACUCAAGAUGGCGUCUGGAUCUAAUGGAGCAUCAACAUCAGAAGAACCCUUACCUGUGAGGUCACGACUUAUUCUACAACAGUGUCUUUCAGCAAAGCUUAUGGUUCAGCCAAGAACAGAUACACAAGAGGAGCAGUUUGUAGAAAUUGGUCGUGGAUUAAUAAUAUACAUCUGCUUCUUUAGAGGGGCAACUGAAGAUAUGGUGGAAAAAAUGGUGAAGGCAGCCCUAACUGCAUGUUUAAGCGAGUCAGAAACUGGAAAACUUGUAUCAGUAUUAGAUUUACCUGGUGAUGUUCUUAUCAUUCCACAGGCCACACUGGGUGGCAGUUUGAAGGGUAAAAGAAUGCAAUACCAUAGAAACAUCAAUAAAGAGGAUGGAUAUAAUUUAUACUCAAAGUUUGCCAAGUUGUGUGAUAUAUAUGUAACAGGUGCACCAAAAUGUAGAGAACAACAGAAAGUGGUAAGAGCAGGAACUUAUGGUAACAGACAAGUAUUCUCAACUCAAACAAAUGGACCAUAUACACAUUACUUAGAGUUUUAGUUCUCUUCUUGUUUUUAUUUCUUAUUUGUUUUGUGUUUUAUUGUGAUUUGUUAUGUGACAUUAUUCUUUCAUUCUCGCAGGGUCUUUCAAAUAGAAAGUUGAAAGACCCUUAUUCUCGACAGUCUGUAAUAAAAUAAUUGAAGAUAUAAAUUUAAGAUUUAUUUA